CUCCUGCUAAUCUUCAGCCAACAGAGGUUGGCCACACACCCCACCUGGCAGUCCCCAAAGCAGCUGCUGCUAACCAUGGGGUCAGCCAGGAGCAGUCACGAAAUCCAUGUUCCAGACUUGAAUUCGCACUGGCUGCAGUCUCGGAGAAGCCAGAGUGAUUCAAAGCAUGGGGAAGCUUCCAGGUACAGGGCUGGAGUCCAGGCUGGCGGGCUGGAAACCGGGUUCCAUGCCUGUCCCAGCCCUGCCCUGUCCCCUGCUCCUGUGCAGUGCAGUUUCUCAGCAGCCCCUGCCCCUCUGGGGGUCGAAAGGCUAGGCCAGGUUGGGGGUCACUGGCGUCACUGGGCCCAGCUCUGCUUUCCCACGGCCCCCUUUCCCCUGCUCUGCUGCUCUUGCUCUGUACCUCUGGCCCCAGGGUCAUAAAUCAGUGCAGCCUGGAACCACAGCAUCUCCUGGGGAGUGUAUAAAAGGACAAGAACUCUGUGAGCCACAAAGCAAUCAGGGACCAGGUGAAUCAUGGCCAGAUGGAGCAGAAUGCCUCACGGGGGUCUCCUGCUGGUGCUCUGGGCCUCCUGCACCUUUGGUCUCCCUGCCGACAGCGGCGCUUUCAGAAGAAUUUGCCUCAAGAAAAUGCCCUCAGUGAGGGAGAGCCUGCAGGAACGGGGUGUGAGUGUGGACAGGCUGCUUGCUGAAUGGAGCCAGUUCUCCCAGAAACUUGCCUUGGGCCACAGCAACAGCACCUCCCCAGUGAUCCUCACCAACUACCUGGAUACCCAGUACUAUGGCGAGAUCAGCAUUGGCACCCCACCCCAAACCUUCAAAGUCGUCUUUGAUACAGGCUCUGCCAACCUCUGGGUGCCCUCCACCAAGUGCAGCCCUCUCUACAUGGCCUGUGAGAUUCACAGGCUCUACGACUCCUCAGAAUCCUCCAGCUACUUGGAGAAUGGGAGAGACUUCACCAUCCGCUAUGGAUCCGGGAAGGUCAGAGGCUUCCUGAGCCAAGAUGUGGUGACUGUAGGCGGAAUCAUGGUGACACAGACCUUUGGCGAGGUCACAGAGCUGCCCGUGAUCCCCUUCAUGUUGGCCAAGUUUGAUGGCGUUCUGGGCAUGGGCUUCCCUGCUCAGGCUGUGGACGGGAUCACUCCAGUCUUUGACCAGAUUCUCUCCCAGAAGGUGUUGAAAGAGGAUGUCUUCUCCGUCUACUACAACAGGGAUUCCCACCUGCAGGGGGGAGAGAUAGUGCUGGGAGGCAGUGACCCCCAGUACUAUGAAGGGAAUUUCCACUAUGUGAGUGUCAGCGACACCGGCUCCUGGCAGAUCAACAUGAAAGGGGUGUCUGUGAGGUCGGUGACUUUGCUCUGUGAGGAAGGCUGCAAGGCUGUGGUGGAUACCGGGGCGUCCUUCAUCUCAGGGCCCACCAGCUCCCUGAAGCUGCUCAUGGAGACCCUGGAGGCCAAGGAGCUGAGCAGGGAUGAAUAUGUGGUGAACUGUAACCAGGUGCCCAUGAUGCCUGAGAUCUCCUUCCACCUGGGGGGCAGAGACUACACCCUCACCAGUGUCGACUAUGUAUUACAGGAUUCCUCCAGCAGCGGUGACCAGUGCACACUGGCCCUUCAUGGCAUGGAUGUCCCCCCACCCACGGGGCCCACCUGGGUCCUGGGUGCCACCUUCAUCCGCAAGUUCUACACGGAGUUCGAUCGGCACAACAACAGAAUUGGCUUUGCCUUAGCCCGCUGAGGCCCAGCCCUUAGCCCCAGCCCACAAGUGGAGUCCUCGCUUGUGGGUAGUGGGGGAGCCCCCUCUGCCUGUCCAGGGGGAGGGGGCACAGGGCGUGGAGUUCCUUGGGAGACUGGCUCUGUCCACAGCAUGGGCUCUUCCCUGCUUUGAGGACCAGCAGAAUAAAAACUUCAUGUGCACAGA
Molecule: messenger RNA, 1917 nt
Organism: Erinaceus europaeus (western European hedgehog)
Lineage: Eukaryota; Metazoa; Chordata; Mammalia; Eulipotyphla; Erinaceidae
Gene: REN
Product: renin
Exons: 9
Coding region: 514-1734 (406 amino acids)
Biological process (GO): angiotensin maturation
Molecular function (GO): aspartic-type endopeptidase activity
Source: RefSeq, a predicted model, not a curated record